This is a messenger RNA of Dermatophagoides farinae (American house dust mite), 1557 nucleotides long. RefSeq names its product NDP-glycosyltransferase YjiC. The record is from RefSeq and is a predicted model, not a curated record. Gene Ontology annotation, molecular function: UDP-glycosyltransferase activity. Lineage: Eukaryota; Metazoa; Arthropoda; Arachnida; Sarcoptiformes; Pyroglyphidae.
AUGAUGUGUUUUGAUUAAUUAAACCUAUACGAUUGACAUUGCUAUUGAACAAAUAAAUUCAAGCAAACAUUUUCUAUACAGCCUGAUUUUCUGAAUCAUGAACGAAAAUGAGUGGCAAAAAAUCGUUGAAAAUAUUCAUCUAUAGUGCUGAUGGAGUUGGCCAUAUUAACGCCUGUGUUGGCCUUGGUCAAGCUAUGGUCAAUCGUGGUCAUGAAGUGUAUUUUUUAUGUUCAUUAAUGUUUGCUGGUACGUUGAAAAAAUAUGGUUUCCACGAAAUUAUUCUGACCACAAAACAGCAUGAAGAUUUGAAUAUCAAUGACGAGGACAAAAAAAUUCAUCCGAUUACAUCGGUAAAAAUGAUGUUGGAUAAAUUCCGAGAGACUGGUCUAUUGUCCGAUAGUCGACCAAUCGAGAAAUUGGAAUGCUUUGAUUCGACUCGUGAAGAUUCGAUGGGAUUUCAUAUGUAUGGAGCGACUGUCGAAAUCCAUCAACAGAUUGUCGAUGCUAUUCAACGUGAACAACCGGAUUUAAUAAUUAUCGACAAUUUUAUUGUCGAUCCAUUCAUUUCAUUCGGCAAAAUUCCCUGGGCAUUCUCCUGGAGUGGUAAUCCAGCAUUUAUGUUUGUCGAUCAUCCUGAUAUUCCACCAUCAUGUUCAGGCCUUCCAUCAAAUGAUCGUAGCGGUUGGGAUGAAUUUCGUGAAAAAUUCAACAAAACAUUCAAGAAAGAUGUUCGUUUCUUUCAGAACAAAUUGAACAAACAUUUUGGUUACCCGGAAGUGGAUGAGAAUCAAUUUCUACCCCUUUCACCGCAUCUAAACUUUUACGGCUAUCCAAAAGAAUUGGAUUAUAGUGACAUUGUUCCGUUGCCUGAUAAUUUUAUUCGAUUAGAUGCAUAUUGCCGUGAAACACCCGAACCAUUUGAAUUGCCUGAACAAUUCAAAUCAAAACUUGACCCAAAGGAUAAAUUGAUCUAUUUAUCGUUGGGUUCAAUGGGAUCAAUUGAUGUCGAUCUAAUGAAACGAAUCGUGCAAGCAUUAUCGAAAACACCGUACAAAUAUAUUGUAUCGAAAGGAACGUUGCAUGAAGAAUACGAUUUAGCCGAUAACAUGUGGGGUGAAGCAUUUUUACCACAAAUCCGUAUACUUCCUUUGGUCGAUAUGGUCAUCACACAUGGUGGUAAUAAUACGGUUACCGAAACGUUUUCAGUUGGAAAACCAAUACUCGUCAUGCCAUUAUUUGCCGAUCAAUUUGACAAUGCACAACGUAUUCGUGAGAAAGGUUUUGGUGAUCGUAUCGAAGCCUAUCGAUUCAAAGAUGAUGAACUGAUUCAAAUGAUUGAUACGAUCAUCAAUGACGAGCGGAUACGCGAACGGUGUCGAAAAGCAGCCGAACGUAUUCGUAUAGAUGAUUCAAAAGUGAAAGCAUGCGAAAAGAUUGAACAAUUUUUGAAUAAUUAUUCAAAGAACCAGUGAAUGGUUCUAUCAAUAAGUUUAUUUGGUUGAUUAUGAUUCAUAAUAAUUUAUGAUUUAUGAAAUAAAAAGAGUUGCAUUGAUUUUA